AUGAGGCCAAGCCGGGAAGUUCCAAACCUUCGUGGUAGUCAUGAGGGACGUACACAAGAAACAACUGCAGCACUGGACGGUACAGUUAAAGUUAAAGUUAAAGAUAAAGUUAAACAUUCACCACUACAAGCAACGACAAGCACCACCACAACAGUCAAUCCAAUUGCUAAUUUAUCUCCUAUAUCGAAAAAACCGAAUGAAGAUGCUGCAAUGACACCAGAUAUAAAUUCAAUAAAACUGAAAGGUCAGGUUCGAUUACGAAUAAAACCUAUUUUUUAG
Molecule: messenger RNA, 279 nt
Organism: Didymodactylos carnosus
Lineage: Eukaryota; Metazoa; Rotifera; Eurotatoria; Philodinida; Philodinidae
Source: the annotation of a GenBank genome assembly